CUUAAAAACCUCUAAGGAAGGAGAUUCCACCACCUCCCUAGGUAACCCAUUCCAAUGCUUCACCACUCUCUGAGUGAAAAAGAUUUUCCUAAUAUCCAACCUAUAAACAUCUAAGAUUUUAAGCAGAUGCCCCCAUGGAUUUCCCUCUUGUUUCUCCUAUAAUUCUACUGCAAUUUUCCACAUCUACUUCUCCCCAAACAUCUAGUCCUCUAUUAAGGUCACUUGUUUUUACCUGGUGGCUUUUUUCACCUGCCCCCUCUGAACUUAAUUUUAAGCUCUUCUCAUAAGGUUGGUGAGUCAACGCAUGAAGAUGUUCUUCUCCUUCUUGGUCAGACGGACCCCAACUCUUCCCAGCAAACCUCCUUCCUGCAAUAGCAGCCCGUGGUAGAGGAAGUCAAACCCUCCCAUAGACCCAUCUUCAUAACCCUAUUAUGUGGAUAUGCUACCGUUGAGUGUGUAUUGAGCAGAAAGAACACUCAGUGCAGGAGACAAGGGGACUGAGUUUAACUACAGAUGUCAAGUUCACAUACUUCCAUUUUCAGUGACUAAUCUCUUAAGCCAGUGGGGAUGGCCAUGGUACAAAAGUAUUUCUGUAGAUCAGCAUGUGAUUAUUUGUAUUGCAGCACUGCCUCAUAGUCCCAGUCACAGACCAGGAUCCCAUUGCGCUAGGACCUGUACAGACAUAGAACAAGAUGGUCCUUAACUGUAAUUAAUUGACACAUAUUAACAGCACAACAAACGGACAAGAGGAUAAUAAAGCAAGCAAAAAAGCCCCCUUUGACCAGGUGAUUGACAUCAUGAGGGUGAAUGUGGACAAGGUUUUGGAACGAGAUCCAAUGCUGUCAGAGUUGGAUGAUGCACUGCGGGCGGAAUUUGAGACCAAUGCUACCAAGCUGAAAAAAAAGUAUUGGUGGAAGAACUGUAAGAUAUGGGCAGUGUUGAUAGCAUUUGUUCGCAUCAUCAUCAUCAUCACCAUCACUGAAUCUAGAAGCAAUGUAUUGUUGCCAGUGACGACAGCAUUCUAGAUCAAUGUGAAGAGUAUGUUUGGGUAUCUGUCCUCUUCGCUGUCUCCUUCAUGCCUCAAUUUAAAGAU
Molecule: messenger RNA, 1093 nt
Organism: Mauremys mutica (yellowpond turtle)
Lineage: Eukaryota; Metazoa; Chordata; Testudines; Geoemydidae
Product: vesicle-associated membrane protein 3-like
Exons: 4
Coding region: 798-1025 (75 amino acids)
Biological process (GO): SNARE complex assembly; vesicle fusion
Cellular component (GO): SNARE complex; plasma membrane
Molecular function (GO): SNAP receptor activity; syntaxin-1 binding
Source: RefSeq, a predicted model, not a curated record